This is a messenger RNA of Abrus precatorius (Indian licorice), 5939 nucleotides long. RefSeq lists its product as uncharacterized. The record is from RefSeq and is a predicted model, not a curated record. NCBI's taxonomy places the organism in Eukaryota, Viridiplantae, Streptophyta, Magnoliopsida, Fabales, Fabaceae. The transcript is spliced from 9 exons. Bases 784 to 4797 code for a protein of 1337 amino acids.
CUUCUUCUUCAUCAUAUUCUUCUCCUUCUUCUCUCCAUCUCGGAGAUUUUAUCAUCCUCUCCCUGCCAUUUCAAAAACCUUAAAGCAGCAAAACACGCUAAACUUCAACGCUCAUUAAUCUGCAUUUUACUCCCCCCAUCAAUCCCUAACCACCCUUCUCUUUUCUCUCUCCCAAGCUCUGUUUUUGAUCGGCGCCCAACUGUCCUUUGUCAUUGGGUUUGAUACCCAGCAUCUGUUUCCCGCAUUUCCAUUUUUGCCCUCUACGCUCCUCCCAUCGCCGUUGGUACGCCCGCGCUCCAACUCUUCUGGGAAUGUGAUUCACCACUUUCCAUUAGGGUUUUAAUCAUCACUACUAGUAUACUAUUGUUAAAAAAUAAAACCCUUAACAUUUUCAGUUCCUUAUUAUUAAUCGGGUUCCUUCAUUUUUGAUUCAUUAACUCUGUUCUCGUAUUUAUUGAUAUACGGCUAUUGCACUUGUUUGGAUUCAGUUGAUAUUAGCUGUGCACUGUGAAAUUGUUUAAGGUUCUGUGUGUUUGUGUUAUUUUAGGAAAAUACCCAGAAUUGGUUAAAUGGUACUUCACUGCUCUUGCCAUUUAUUUUUAGCUUUAGAGGAAUUAAAAAUCCUAUAUUUGUGUUGUUUGUUCAGCACUUGCAAAAUUUGCCUCUGACAGGAUCAGAAGGCUUUCAUGUGUUGCAUUUAUCGGCUCCAUUAGUUGUGGGGAUAGUGUGUUGACUUGGGUUGUUAGGUUUUCUAGGAGUUCAAAAGGAAAAGCUUAGGCUUGCAUGGGAGAGCAUGAGGGGUGGGCACAGCCACAGAGUGGGAUAUUGCCAAAUGGCUUGUUGCCCGAUGAAGCCGCAUCGGUGAUGCGAGUGCUUGAUAUGGAGCGAUGGUUAAAGGCUGAAGAAAGGACUGCAGAGUUAAUUGCCUGCAUUCAGCCUAAUUCACCCUCUGAGGAGCGCCGCCAUGCCGUUGCAGACUACGUGCAGCGGCUGAUCAUGAAGUGCUUCCCUUGCCAGGUGUUCACCUUUGGGUCAGUACCCCUCAAAACUUAUUUGCCUGAUGGAGAUAUUGACCUGACUGCAUUCAGUAAGAAUCAAAAUCUGAAGGAUGCGUGGGCACAUCAGGUUCGCGACAUGCUCCAGAUUGAGGAAAAGGAUGAAAAUGCAGAGUUUCAUGUCAAAGAGGUUCAGUACAUCCAGGCUGAAGUGAAGAUUAUAAAGUGUCUUGUUGAGAAUAUUGUGGUAGACAUUUCAUUUAAUCAGCUUGGAGGAUUGUGUACCCUUUGUUUUCUUGAGGAGGUUGAUAAUUUGAUUAAUCAAAACCACUUAUUCAAGCGUAGCAUUAUACUUAUAAAAGCUUGGUGUUAUUAUGAGAGUCGUAUACUUGGUGCCCACCAUGGACUUAUCUCAACUUAUGCAUUAGAAACCUUGGUUCUUUACAUAUUUCAUGUUUUCAACAAUUCCUUUGCUGGACCACUUGAGGUAUUGUAUAGAUUUCUGGAGUUUUUUAGUAAGUUUGAUUGGGAUAAUUUUUGUGUAAGCCUAUGGGGUCCAGUACCCAUUAGUUCUCUCCCAGACGUAACAGCUGAAUGUCCUCGGAAAGAUGGUGGAGAUUUACUGCUCAGCAAGUUAUUUCUUGAUGCCUGCAGCUCUGUUUAUGCUGUUUUCCCUGGUGGCCCAGAAAAUCAGGGGCAACCAUUUGUUUCCAAGCAUUUCAAUGUUAUUGAUCCUCUGCGGGUCAACAAUAACCUUGGGCGUAGUGUGAGCAAAGGAAAUUUCUUUAGGAUACGCAGUGCCUUUGCAUUUGGGGCCAAAAGGCUGGCUAGAUUACUUGAUUGCCCAAAGGAGGAAUUGUUUUUGGAAGUCAAUCAGUUCUUUAGGAACACUUGGAAAAGACAUGGAAGUGGGCAGCGACCUGAUGCUCCAAGCAAUGACUUAUGGUGUUUGAGGUUAUCUAAUCAUAACCAAUUACAGGGGUCUGAGAAUCUCCAGAAUAAUAGCCAAAAAACUCAUUGUAAUGAAGUGAAAGGGGUACAUACUUCUCGAAGUGAUCUAUCUCACCAUAGUAUUUUGUCCUCCGAAAACUCAUCUAAGAAUAGUGAUGUUUCUACAGUAUCACUUUCUUAUGGCAACCAAGAUAUUGCAAAGAAUCCCGAUCAGGUCAAAAGGGAAGCUAAUUGUAAUCAAGGUGCUCGUGUUGAUAAGGGUCAGAGAAAUGUAAAACCGAAUAAUCCGUUCAGUGAUGUUCCGGGAAGGUUAUUAUUUGCGAGAACAUGUUCUAGUCCUGAGUUGACGGACUCAUAUGGUGAAGUUCCUUCCCAAGGAAGGCAUCCAAGAGGCCCAGAAAGUGGGAAAGGCGCAAAUUCCUCUGCAAAGUUGGAGAAUAGUCAUAGGAAGCAUCUUGAUUCUGACAUGCCUGCUAGUUAUGGCGUUAGAAUUGACAAUUCAUCUUCUAGUCAAAUCUUAUCUCGUCAAGUUCUUGAUAGUGCUGCUGAUUCAAACAAUGGUUCAAAUAGUUAUGAUGAUGAAUCAGGCUCUCGUGUCAUGGGUGAAGAGUUUGCAUCUGUUGCUGGAGUCAGUGGAACGCAUAUGAUGCAUCAGGAAGAGCAGGACCUUUUAAACAUGAUGACAUCUCCCGCAGCUCAAGGUUUCAGUGGUCAUGCUCAUCCAUUGAAUUUAGCUACGGGUCACCUACCACUUCCCUUUUCUCCUUCCAUUCUCACAUCAAUGGGAUAUGCUCAGAGAAACAUGGGUAACAUCUCCUUGAUUGAGGCUCCUUGGGGUACUAAUAUGCAAUUUCCCCAAGGUUUAGUUCAUUCACCAUUGACUCCAUACUUCCCUGGCUUGGGAUUGACAUCAAAUCCGGAAGAUUUAAUUGAAACUGGUAAUGAAAAUUUCAAUUCUGUUGAAACAAGCUUAGCAGAAGCUGAUAAUGAUUUCUGGCACGAGCAAGAAAGGACUUCUGCUAGGGGGGUUGGAGUUGAUAAUGGAAAUUUUGAAAUGCUUCCAGAUGAUAAGCAGCAGUCAACUUCAGGUGGUUAUAAUUUUAUCCCAUCACCUCAUGUUGGCAGCUCUAAUAAUCCUGCUAGACUGCAACAGAUGUUUACAAAAGAAAACCAAGUUUCUACAAGAGAAGAGCAUGUUGAUAAUUCACAAUAUCAAGAUGGCAGAGGAAAUGAUGUUUAUUUUGAUGAUAGAAUAGUAAAUCCUAGGUUUCCCAGUGUAACACCUUCAAGCUCCUUCAGGAGUAAGACAUCUUCCGAAAGCUCUUGGGAAGGGUCAUCAGCAAAAUCCUCAAAAUCCACAAGGGAAAAAAGGGGGAAGAAAAAUACUUCCUCAGUGCCAUCUGCUGCUUACGGAAAGGGCAAAAAUGUCUCAGAUAUCUCUUCUAAUCUAGGCGAUGAUGAAAACAGACAAUGGACAUCGUUGUCAUCUACAGCAUCUGAUAUGUCAGAAAGAAGCACCGGGCCACUGGCUGUUACUCCCAUGCAUGUUCCAAGACAGCAAGUAUCUGGUUUUGAAGUGGCUCAGACAAGUGGAUCAGAUUCUUUGUUACCUGUGGCCCCAAUGCUUAUAGGUCAUGGCUCUCGCCAAAGAACAAUUGAUAAUUCUGGGGUUGUUCCAUUUGCAUUCUAUCCCACAGGGCCACCAGUUCCAUUUGUUACAAUGCUUCCAUUAUAUAAUUUUCCUAAAGAAUCUUCUGACAUAUCAGCAAGCAAUUUCAAUGUAGAAGAAAGUGCAGAUAACAGUGACUCUGGUAAAAAUUUUGAUCCAUCUGAGGUAUAUGACCAGCCUGAGGUGUUAAGCUCUUCUAGUUCUGUGAGAAAAGCUGCUAGUAACUCAUCAGAACCCAAACCUGAUAUUCUUAAUAGUGACUUUGUUAGUCACUGGCAAAAUUUACAGUACGGGAGAUUUUGUCAAAAUUCACGCCAACCUCAUUCAGUUAUGCAUCCUUCACCUGUUAUGGUACCUCCAGUUUAUUUGCAGGGCCAUUUUCCUUGGGAUGGUCCUGGAAGACCACAGUCAGCUAAUGUGAAUCUUUUCACUCAGCUUAUGAGCUAUGGGCCACACCUAGUACCAGUUUCCCCUCUCCAUUCAGUUUCUAACAGACCAGCCAAUCUUUAUCAACCUUUUGUGGAUGAGAUGCCACGGUAUCGAAGUGGGACUGGAACCUACCUGCCAAAUCCUAAGGUUUCUGUUCGGGAUCGACAUUCUACUAGUACCAGAAGGGGGGGUAAUUACAAUUAUGAUAAAAGUGAUCACCAUGGUGACAAAGAAGGGAAUUGGAAUACUAACUCAAAGUUGCGAACAAGUGGGCGUGGUCAUAACCGUGGCCAAACUGAGAAGUCUAGCUCAAAGCAAGAGAAGUUGGCAACUAGUGAAAGCCGUGCUGAAAGACCGUGGGGUUCACAUAGACAUCACUCCUUUGUUUCUCACCAGAAUCAAAAUGGUCCCAUACGCUUAAAUUCCUCACAGAGCAGUCCUGCAAACAUGGCUUACGGAAUGUACCCUCUUCCAGGAAUGAGCUCUAGUGGAAUCUCAUCAAAUGGACCUGCAAUUCCACCUGUUGUAAUGCUGUAUCCUUAUGAUCAUAAUGCUGGCUACAGCUCACCAGCUGAGCUGCUUGAGUUUGGUUCUCUGGGGCCUAUGGGUUUCUCAGGUGUCAAUGAACUAUCACAGCUGAACGAGGGAACCCAAUCUAGUGGAGCAUUUGAGGAGCAAAGGUUUAACGGUGGCACUGCUCAACAAUCCUCACCAGAUCAACCCUCUUCACCCAAGGUCCCAAGGGGCCUUUGAUAUUGCCAUAUCAGUAGUUGGGUGGAAUUAUUUACUGGAAGAGGAGGAUUUUCUCCCUUGCUUAUUAAGAAGACCUGGCAGGGAAAUUAAGUGGGGAAAACUGUAGUGCAAAACCUGCCUAUUUCAAGACAUUCUUGUUCUCACGCCACGCUUGAAAGGAAAGAACUUUAGCUAUAUCACCGGUUCAUCUUCUCAGGGAGGUCCCUGGUUUGUGCCCUCCCUCUUGUACAUUUAAACUGGUGACUAACCCGCUUUUUACAUUUUUCCAUCCAAUACUGUGUUCAAGGAUGGGGAACAGUAGCGGCAAAGGAGAUGCAGUACUCGGUGAUUAGUUUUUCAUUAAAGGUUUUGACUCGUUUGUAAACCAAUCAAAUCAUAAAACUGAUUUAGGUUCAGAAUUCAGAAAUUUCACCGUGUUACAGUUUUGUCAACUUCUCUCUUACACAAUGUAGUAGAGUAGGGCUUCUGUUUACAAGAUGCAGCAGAUAUUUGUUGAUCUUUUGAAAAAUGCUAACUGUGUAACUAACAUAAUUUGAAAAUAUUAUUAGAUAUCAUUUGUAUCUGCCUUCCCCUCUAUCCUUCUAAGGAAGCCUGUGACUCAAGUGGGAAGAUGGAAAGAAAACAGUUCACAGAAAUAUGAUAGAAAUGUCAAAAUAUGAAUAGGCAUAAUAUUUAAGUGACGAUCUAGGAUGAUGAAAUAAUUUCUGGUAAUAAUUUACCAGGUUCAUUCCUUAUUAUGGUUUUGAUUGGUUAUUCUCACCUGCAUGUAGGAUCCAUCCCCCAUUUCUGGUGUCACCUUGUGUUGUAGCUCUUAUGGUUUAUCUUAAUCAAUAUCAUGCAUGCUAUUUCUUCAUUAACAUUUUUCCAUAUUAGUCAUCCAAUUGAUUAUGGUGAUGUUAAUUUAUUCUAAAACCAUUCAAUGAGAAACUCAUAACGUGGUGGGAAAUUAUACAUAAUGUAGUUGAAUCUAAGUCCAUCUCUCCCAUGUGUGGUAUUUACGGGUUUAAGAGGUUUAACCUACACACCGUGAAGACACGGUGAAGAAAGGCGAUGGAAGUUGAUAUGAUGUGGUCCUCCCCAUAAUUUGCCUAAUAAGUUUAGACAAAGUUCUUCUAUUGGUACCACCAAAUUAUCAUUGACGU